Molecule: messenger RNA, 6440 nt
Organism: Linum tenue
Lineage: Eukaryota; Viridiplantae; Streptophyta; Magnoliopsida; Malpighiales; Linaceae
Source: the annotation of a GenBank genome assembly
AGCUUUCUCGACGGAUAAAAAGGCAGAAAUUUGCUUUUUUGCCUGACGAAUAAAGGGGCAAACUUCGAUUCGGGUUGGAUUCUGAAUCCCAACAGGCUUUCCUAUCUUUUUAUCAGGAAAAAAAAAAAAAGGGUACAAAAGCAAGAUAGACAAAAGGCGAGGCAGACAUUCGAGCCGUGUGCCAAUUGGUCACUCAUCGCCCCAGCCCCGUCUCGAUAUCGUCUUCGUCGUCGUCUUCCCCUGUUCAUCAAGAAUCAUUUUGUGGCCAUCUUUUUUGUUUUUCUCUUCCUUUUCUCUCGUAAUUAGGUGAUGAUGAUCCUCCGUCCAGUCUACCAACCAACCACUUAUAAAUAAAGGCGUCUCACCCGCCGCUCGCUUCUCGUCACUCCCUCCCUUCUCCCUGACCGAGUGGCAGGAGCCAGCCUGCAAAAACCGCCAUUGAAAUCAUCACCAAACAAACUACAAACCUCUUCCAUGGCUGAAUUUACAUGACGCAAUCCGAUCCCUAACCACCCAUGAUUCUGCCCUGUUUUACGAAAUCAAAGUACGGUUUUGUGGAAAAGGGGUGCUAUCUGCGUGGUGACUCUUUGAAGGAAGGUAGAGAGAAGUUGCAGCAACCUUUACGCUUCCAAAUUCGGGAACCCCCUGCUCCAGCACCUUUUAUGGUUACAAAUCCUGGCCAGCAAUUCCAGGAGAUAGUGAUUUUCGAUUAACUUAACAAAGAAAGAUUCUACCUUUGGCCAACUUGAGAAUCUCUUACCAUGGAUGGCUUGUGGGAGAUGUUCUGUGGGAAAACGGGGACUCCUGAUGGAGGACAGCUGCUGAAUUCCAUCUCCAUGUUGUUCUUGCAUCAUCCCACUUCUUGUGCCAAUCAAGCAAUCGUGAUCUGCUUCGACUUUGUCCUUCUUGCUCUGCUCCUGUUCAACUUCAUACGAAGAUCAUCAUCACCAUUCAAAAUGGAUAAUGUUCUGCCGCGAUUUCGAGCUCAUUCGAGGUUGCAGCUAGGAUCUGCAGUCUUCAAUGGCUGCCUUGGUCUCGUCUACUUGUUAUUAGGAGUAUGGAUUCUGGAAGAGGAGUUGAGGGUACAUGACACCGCGUUGCCGAUGAAGAACUGGCUGCCAUUUUUCCUCCAGGGCUCAACAUGGUUGCUGAUUGGAUUGGUCAUAAGCCUUCGCGGAAGAUCUCUUCCCGAAUUCCCACUCAAGCUUCUCUCCAUUUCCGCAUUGUUGUUUGCCUCAAUUGUCUGUGGAUUGUCCGCGUUUGCAGCAAUUGUAGAUAGAGUUGUUGGAGUGAAGGUAGUUGCAGAUGUGCUGUCGCUUCCAGGAGCUUUUGUGUUGGUGUUAUGCGCUUACAAGGCGCUUGAUAGCAAUGAAGAGGCUGAAAAUGGCCUGUAUGCUCCAUUGAAUGGCUGCAAUGGUGUAGAAAAAGAUGAACUCACUACUCCGUUUGCAAAAGCAGGAAUCUUUGGCACCUUGUCAUUCUGGUGGCUGAAUCCGCUCAUGAAAAUCGGCCGAGAGAAGACGCUGGAGGAAACCGACAUCCCCAAACUAAGGCAUGCAGAUCGAGCAGAGACUUGCUACAUGGACUUCCUCGAGCAGCUUAGCAACGAAAAGCCAUCUCAACAACAACCACCAUCAUUACUGUGGACGAUAGUGAGAUGUCACUCGAGAGAGAUUUUAGUUUCAGGGCUCUUUGCUUUCUUGAAGAUAGUCACAGUCUCAGCUGGUCCAAUGCUUCUCAACUCCUUCAUACUCGUCGCAGAAGGAAACUCCAGCUUUGAAUAUGAAGGCUAUCUGCUCGCUGUAACCCUUUUUCUGUGCAAAUGCGUAGAGUCCUUAUCACAGAGACAAUGGUACUUCAGGUCUCGGCUCAUCGGCCUGAAAGUCCGAUCUCUACUCACAUCCGCCAUCUACAAGAAGCAAUUGAAGUUAUCAAACGCAGGCAGAUUGACACACUCUGCAGGGGAGAUAAUGAACUACGUUACAGUAGAUGCUUACCGAAUCGGCGAGUUCCCCUUCUGGUUUCACCAGACGUGGACCACAAGCUUGCAGCUCUGCCUCUCGCUGGUGAUCCUCUUCCGUGCAGUCGGCUUAGCCACGUUCGCUGCAUUGGCGAUCAUCGUGCUGACGGUUCUCUGCAAUGCUCCGCUCGCAAAGCUUCAGCACCUGUAUCAGACGAAGCUGAUGAUGGCACAGGACGAGCGGCUGAAGGCUUGCGGGGAGGCCUUGGUGAAUAUGAAGGUGCUGAAGCUGUAUGCCUGGGAGAAACAUUUCAGGACUGUGAUAGAGAAGCUGAGGGAAGUUGAGUACACAUCGCUGAGAGCUGUGCAGCUCAGGAAGGCGUAUAAUGGCGUUCUGUUCUGGUCUUCACCCGUUUUGGUCUCUGCUGCUACGUUUGGAGCUUGUUACUUCCUCAAAGUUCCACUCCACGCGAAUAAUGUCUUCACCUUCGUAGCAACGUUGAGGCUGGUUCAGGAGCCUGUGAGGUCGAUCCCUGAUGUUAUCGGGGUGGUGAUUCAGGCGAAGGUGGCAUUCGCGAGAAUUGUGAGGUUUCUCGAGGCGCCAGAGCUUCAGAAUGUGAGUCACAGUCAACGGAGCAGCAAUGUGGGUGGUGCUGAUUAUGCUGUUCGCAUAAAGUCGGCAGAUUUUUCAUGGGAAGAGAACUCUUCUUCAGCAAAGGCUACACUGAGAGAUGUGAGUUUGGAGGUCCGGCCUGGUGAGAAGGUGGCAGUCUGUGGAGAAGUUGGCUCCGGAAAAUCAACCCUUCUGGCGGCUAUUCUUGGAGAAGUUCCAAACACCCGAGGAUCUGUUCAAGUUCAUGGGACAGUGGCCUAUGUUUCUCAAACGGCUUGGAUUCAGACUGGGAGCAUACAAGAGAACAUCUUGUUUGGGUCUGCCAUGGAUAGACGGCGAUAUCAAGAUACUCUCGAGAGAUGUUCCUUGGUGAAGGAUCUUGAGCUGCUGCCCUAUGGAGAUCGAACCGAAAUCGGGGAAAGAGGAGUCAACUUGAGUGGUGGUCAAAAGCAGAGGAUUCAGCUUGCUCGUGCUCUUUAUCAGGAUGCUGAUAUAUAUCUCCUGGACGAUCCAUUCAGUGCUGUGGAUGCUCACACUGCCACAAGCUUGUUCAAUGAAUAUGUUAUGGAGGCACUAGCAAGGAAGACUGUCUUUCUGGUGACCCACCAAGUAGAUUUCUUGCCGGCAUUUGAUGCUGUUCUGUUGAUGUCAGAUGGAGAAAUCCUACGAGCAGCUCCUUACAACGAGUUGUUAUCAUCUAGCCGAGAGUUUCAGGAACUUGUUCAUGCUCACAAGGAGACAGCAGGCACCGAGAGGCUUGAAGAAGUUUCUUCUGCACAUAAAGCAGGAGGAUCAUCUUCCAGGGAGAUAAAGAAAACAUAUGUGGAAAACCAAACACAGGUGGCACAAGGAGAUCAACUUAUCAAGAAGGAAGAAAGAGAAACGGGAGAUACAGGGUUGAAGCCAUACAUUCAAUACCUGAAUCAAAACAAAGGAUAUCUCUACUUCUCCCUAGCAGCCAUUAGUCACCUCACGUUUGUGGCUAGUCAGGUAUCACAGAACUCGUGGAUGGCUGCCAACGUCGAUAAUCCAAACAUUAGCACGUUGAAGCUGAUCGGAGUUUACUUGCUAAUUGGAGUUGGCUCAACUGUGUUUCUCCUUAGCAGAGGAAUCUCCACUGUAAUACUUAAUAUGCAAUCUUCAAGGUCACUGUUCUCACAGCUUCUCAUCUCCCUCUUCAGAGCACCCAUGUCGUUCUAUGAUUCCACGCCUCUUGGACGAAUACUUAGCCGGGUGUCUUCUGAUCUCAGUAUUGUGGACCUCGAUGUACCAUUCUGCUUCAUUUUCACCGUUGGGGCGACCUCAAAUGCUUAUGCUAAUCUUGGAGUUCUGGCGGUUAUCACAUGGCAAGUCUUGUUUGUGUCCAUACCAAUGGUUUAUCUGGCAAUUCGUUUACAGAAAUACUAUUUCUCAUCUGCAAAAGAGUUUAUGCGGAUAAACGGUACCACCAAGUCCUACGUGGCAAAUCAUCUGGCGGAAUCUUUAGCAGGGGCAAUAACAAUACGUGCUUUCCGGCAAGAGGAACGUUUCUUUGCCAAAAAUUUAGACCUCAUUGACAAAAAUGCUAGUCCUUUCUUCCACAGCUUCACAGCAAACGAGUGGCUGAUUCAACGGUUAGAAACCAUGAGUGCAGCUGUUCUAGCUUCUGCAGCUCUCUGCAUGGUUCUGCUGCCUCCAGGGACUUUCAGCUCUGGGUUUAUUGGAAUGGCUCUCUCCUACGGUCUUUCCCUAAACAUGUCCCUUGUCUUUUCGAUUCAAAACCAAUGCACUUUAGCAAACUACAUCAUUUCAGUUGAAAGACUCAAUCAGUACAUGCAUAUACCCAGUGAAGCACCUGAAGUGAUUGAAGACAAUCGCCCCCCACCAUCCUGGCCAUCAGUGGGGAAAGUGGAAAUUUGUGACCUGAAGAUAAGGUAUAGGCCUGAAGCUCCACUUGUUCUCAAAGGGAUCAGUUGCACAUUCCAGGGAGGGCAUAAAAUUGGCAUCGUCGGGCGAACCGGCAGUGGGAAGACCACUCUCAUUGGUGCACUAUUCCGUCUGGUUGAGCCAGCAGUAGGCAAGAUUAUUGUGGAUGGUAUCGAUAUAACCAAGAUAGGACUUCAUGAUCUUAGGUCAAGAUUUGGAAUCAUACCUCAAGAUCCUACUUUGUUCAAUGGAACUGUGAGAUACAACUUGGACCCCUUAGCUCAGCACACUGACCAGGAGAUAUGGGAGGUACUUGGUAAGUGCCAACUUAGAGAGGUCGUCCAGGAAAAAGAAGAGGGAUUGGACUCCUUAGGUAAGUAUUUGUGGUAGCAAUUAACUUUAGGUUCUAGGUUUCUGAUCAAAGACUGAGUGACUAAGUUAUCAAUCGUCUUUAACAAACAGUUGUUGAGGAUGGAUCAAACUGGAGCAUGGGGCAGAGGCAGCUAUUCUGCUUGGGCCGAGCACUCCUAAGGAGAAGUCGAGUACUUGUUCUUGACGAGGCAACAGCUUCCAUUGACAAUGCAACUGACUUGAUAUUGCAGAAAACCAUUAGGACCGAGUUUGCAGAUUGCACAGUCAUCACAGUAGCUCACAGGAUACCAACCGUGAUGGACUGCACCAUGGUGCUCGCCAUUAAAGACGGGCAACUGGUGGAGUAUGAUGAGCCAAUGCAGCUAAUGAAGAGGGAAGACUCCUUGUUUGGGCAGCUUGUCAAAGAGUACUGGUCUCAUUCUCAAUCUUCAGAGUCCCAGUAACCCCCCAAAAAAGAACUUCUGAGAAGCCUUGUUGUGCCCUAAUUUUCCUUAGGAAUCGGCAACUAGACCUUCCCGGCUGUUGUAGCCUUGUAGAAAGUGUUGUAACUAAUGAGUAACUUGCAGACGAACUAGAAGCCUGUAGCGAGAGGGGAAUAUGGCAGAGCAUGGAAAGCUAGAAUUAGAUUUGUAGAAAUGGCUCCUAGCAAGAAAUUGAAUGUAAGCAAUCAAUUCAUGAAAAUAGCAAACACCCAUAUCACGCCAAAAUUUCUGCAAUCACAGGAAUAUCAUUUUGCUCAUUCACUAAACAGAAGACAACUGGGUCUGGUCAAAAAGCACUUUCAUUAACAUUCUCAAAGCUUCAUUGCAAUAGGCACACAGCAAAAACAAGGAAACAAAGCUCCAAAUGUGCAGUAAUGCAAGCAAAAGCAAAAACCAGAAAGGAAGAACUCUAAGGUCCUCCAAGAACAGCGUUCUCUAUAUCUUCCCUACUCAAAGCAUAACUGAACCUCCUCUCGACAUCCUUCUCGAGGCUCCCCGGUCCACUCUUCAAGUACCUGAUGUAAAGGUCGGUCAUGUCGAGCGAGAGCUGAGCGUGCCAGUCGGGCUUCUCCACCAACCAAACGGCGCGGUCUUCUUUGCUCUGGUGAAACCCCAGUUCCUCGAGCCAAGCCUCGAUGCAAGGCAGGCUGUGCGAGUAGAGCGGCUUCUUCUUGUCCGGAGCCCUCUUCCGCCAAUGGUCGUCCUCCUCCUCCUCCUCGCCCGCCGCCGCCGCGUCGUCCAACUCCGACGACCUACAGGGGAGUAGCUUAACCGCUUUACUCCGCCAAAAGGACGACGAAGCCCGCCGGUAAAAGGAAGAAGAAGAAGUGGGUAACGUGGGGAGCGAGCUGAAUUUGGAAGGAGGAGUUGAGAAGCGGAUGGAGAACGCUGUGGUGGUUCCGAUAAUGGAGGAAGAGAUGUACGACAUAGUAAUUGCGCCGAUGGAAUCUGUAAUUACGACUAUGGUUUCAUCUGAGUAGGCAAAAUUGGGAAGGGUUUCAAUGUUUCAGAGGGAAAGGGGAGGGAGGAACUGGCUGAGUUCAGUUUCUUAUCUUCAUCCCGCGCCCGAGAGUUAGCACUUAGCAGUAGCAGUGACCCGUGGUGUUCU